ACCUCAAAACUCAAAGUUAUCACUUUGGGACUAGCCUAGCGUAGUGUGGCAUUUUUUGUUGUAUCCUAUCAUUUAGCAUUAGCAUUGCUCUUACUGAGUGGGGCAUUGUCCAUCGUGUGUAGGGUACUUAGGCUUUACAAACUCAGCAUACGGUGGAUUGUCAGACUAUAUUCCGAGAACUGAAAUAUCUUUUCAUUGAGGGAAAAAUAAACAUUAAUCAUGCCACUUACAUGCCGCUUUUACAAAGAAAAAUAUCCAGAAGUGGAAGAUGUAGUAAUGGUGAAUGUACGAAGUAUAGCAGAAAUGGGAGCUUAUGUACAUUUACUGGAGUAUAACAAUAUAGAAGGAAUGAUCUUACUCUCUGAACUUUCAAGAAGACGUAUCAGAUCUAUUAAUAAACUUAUUAGAGUGGGAAAAACAGAGCCAGUAGUUGUUAUUCGAGUUGACAAAGAAAAGGGUUACAUUGAUUUAAGUAAGCGGCGAGUAUCUCCUGAAGAUGUGGAGAAGUGCACAGAAAGGUUUGCUAAAGCAAAAGCUGUCAACUCCAUCCUUAGGCAUGUUGCUGAGCUGCUUCAUUAUGAGAGCAAUGAACAGUUGGAGGAGCUGUACCAGCGCACAGCCUGGCUCUUCGAGGAGAGGUUAAAGAAAAAAGCAUCUGCCUACGACUUCUUCAAACAAGCUGUUCUAGAUCCUUCAAUACUGACGGAAUGUGGCCUUGAUGAAAAGACUCAAGAAGUUCUGUUGAAUAACAUCAAAAGAAAACUGACCUCUCAGGCUGUCAAAAUACGAGCGGAUAUAGAAGUGGCGUGUUAUGGUUAUGAAGGAAUUGAUGCAGUGAAAGCGGCCCUGAAAGCUGGGUUAGCUUGUUCUACAGAGGAUCUGCCCAUUAAAAUCAACUUGAUCGCACCUCCUCUCUAUGUAAUGACCACAGCAACACCUGAGAAAGCGGAUGGAUUGGUAGCUCUGCAAACUGCUAUAGAGGAGAUUGAAAAAACCAUCAAAAACAUGGGAGGAGUUUUUCAGAUUCAGAUGGCUCCUAAAGUGGUGACAGCCACAGACGAGGCAGAAUUGGCUCGGCAGAUGGAACGGGCUGAGGCAGAGAAUGCUGAGGUGGCAGGAGAUGAUGACGAGGAAGAUGAAAAUGGAGAGGGAGACGCAGAAGUCGAUGCGCCUAGCGCGGACGAGGGGGAAGAUGAAGACUAAAUCCUACCUGUUUAUAUAUACUUUUAUAUGAUUUUUACAACAUAAAACAAUUUGUUUCCGUUGUA
Molecule: messenger RNA, 1268 nt
Organism: Homalodisca vitripennis (glassy-winged sharpshooter)
Lineage: Eukaryota; Metazoa; Arthropoda; Insecta; Hemiptera; Cicadellidae
Gene: eIF2alpha
Product: eukaryotic translation initiation factor 2 subunit 1
Exons: 6
Coding region: 220-1203 (327 amino acids)
Cellular component (GO): eukaryotic translation initiation factor 2 complex; eukaryotic 48S preinitiation complex; multi-eIF complex
Molecular function (GO): RNA binding; translation initiation factor activity; ribosome binding
Source: RefSeq, a predicted model, not a curated record